AUGACCGCAUUCCGAGCAGCUGCACGCCUCUGCAGCAGGCCAACACCUCUCUCGCGCAGAUACAUCUCUCAACAAGCUUCGAGUUUCGCCAACAGCAAGUUCUUCCGGGUGUCCGAAGAGGUUAGGGAUGCUCUAGCUACGGGGAAACCCGUGGUAGCUUUGGAGACCACGAUUUAUACGCAUGGUUUCCCGUAUCCCGAUAAUGUAGCGCUUGCAUCGCAGCUUGAGUCUAUUGUUCGCGUCAAUGGCGGUGUCCCGGCAACAAUUACAGUCUUCAAUGGCAUAGCUCGAGUUGGGCUCAGCGCUGAGGAGAUGAUUGAGCUGGCUGCCACGGCCCAGACCAAAAGCGCAUUGAAAGUUUCGCGCCGUGAUCUUGGCUACCUCUGCGGACGGGGCCUCUCGGGCAAGAAAAUCCAUGGCGGGACUACCAUCGCAGGGACCAUGAUCCUUGCCCAUCUGGCUGGUAUUAAGGUCUUUGGUACUGGCGGCUUGGGCGGUGUACACCGAGGAGGAGAAGUAUCAAUGGAUAUCUCAGCGGACUUGACCGAACUGGGACGCACGCCAGUUGCUGUGAUCAGCUCAGGUUGCAAGAGCUUCUUGGAUAUCCCCCGGACGCUCGAAUAUCUCGAAACUGAAGGUGUUCUCGUGGGGACCUUUGCUGACGGACGAAACGGUCACGUUGAUUUUCCGGCGUUCUACACCCGAGACAGUGGCAUACGAAGUCCAAAGGUGAUCCAAAACGAGUUUGAUGCGGCAGCAAUGAUCUUCGCUCAAAACGAGCUCGGAUUGUCGUCCGGAAUUCAUUUUGCGAACCCGGUGCCAGAGGAAUUUUCUUUCCCAAAGGCUGAAAUGGACACCAUAAUUGACGAAGCAGUCAGGUUAGCUGACGUUGAAGGAUUCCAUGGAAGUGACAACACGCCUUUUGUGCUCAACAAGAUCAAAGAAUUGAGUGGCGGGAAGAGCGUCACUGCGAAUAGGGCACUGAUCGAGUCAAACGUGACGCGGGCAGCCAAGGUGGCAGUGGAAUUGGCAAAGUUGGAGCAGACGCAUACAGGGCCAGUCGAUCGGUCAAUGCCCGUGGAUUCUACUACAGCAUAUACAAAAGUUGAAGCAAAAGCAGCACCGAUCACCCAAAAAGCAGAUGUUGUAGUUGCCGGAUCUCUCGCUAUUGAUUUUUCAUGUGAUUUUGCACCCUUCGGUGAUCGCAGCAAGGAGGUUUCUCCCUCCCCACACACAUCCAAUCCGGCCGUUAUCGGGCAGAGUCUAGGCGGUGUUGGACACAAUGUUGCCAUCGCUGCGAGCUACGCUGGAAGCUCGACCGUAUUCUGCAGCAUUGUUGCUGAUGACUUGAGUGGCAAAGCAGCUCUCGCUGCAAUAGAGCAGGAACAGCUUGGCACCGAAGGUAUCCAAACGCUGUCCCCUGCGCUAGGUGUAAGAACGGCCCAGUAUGUCUCAGUCAACGACACCAAAAAAGACCUUGUUGUGGCCAUGGCAGACAUGGCCAUCAUGGAACUACCCGAAAGCAGCCUCGACUUUGACGGCUUCUGGGAGCCUCUUCUCGCACGCACACGGCCCAAGUGGGUUGUCCUGGAUGCAAACUGGAACUCGGCAGUGCUGGCCAAAUGGGCUGCAUCAGCCAAGCAGGUCAAGUCACGCGUCGCCUUUGAGCCGGUUUCGACGGCCAAAGCCACGAGGCUGUUCAGGAACAAAACAGGUGACACCCCAGUGAUUGGCGCCUCGGACACGGUCCCCAACAACAACAAACUCGAUCUUGCCACCCCAAACGCAUUGGAAUUGACGUCGAUGUAUUCGGCGGCACGUGCAAGCGGGCUGUUUGAGAGCCCCGAAUGGUGGGCGCUCAUCAACAGUCUGAACCUGUCUAGUGCUGGGUCUCGAGAGCUACUGGUGUCGGUCACAUCUCCAUCGCUCGUCGAUGCUGGGAUCCCUCAGCAAAGCAUCCAGCUGCUUCCGUUUAUCCCGUGUCUAUUAACAAAACUCGGACGCGAAGGGGUCUUGCUAACACAGCUUCUUCCGCCUGGGGAUGCGCGCCUGACAUCCCCAGACUCGGCACGGUAUAUCGUAUCGCGCGCAGAUAGCAGUAGCCUGCCCGUUGGCGGGGUGUACAUGCGGCUAUUCGCGCCGGAAACGGUGCUAUCUGAUCAAGAGGUUGUCAGUGUCAACGGGGCAGGGGACACGCUACUGGGGGUUGUCGUUGCAGGCCUGGCCAGACAGCAGGGAAACCAACAUGCCAAGGGUCUCGAGGACAUCAUCCCUGUCGCGCAGAGGGCGAGUUUACGCACGCUGCAGAGCACGGAGAGCGUUAAUCCCAGCAUCAAGGACUUGGCGCAGCAGCUCGACUAA
Messenger RNA from Talaromyces rugulosus, 2361 nucleotides. RefSeq lists its product as uncharacterized. The record is from RefSeq and is a predicted model, not a curated record. The transcript is spliced from 7 exons. The coding region runs from base 1 to 2361 and encodes 786 amino acids. NCBI's taxonomy places the organism in Eukaryota, Fungi, Ascomycota, Eurotiomycetes, Eurotiales, Trichocomaceae. Gene Ontology annotation, molecular function: pseudouridylate synthase activity.